Messenger RNA from Zingiber officinale, 1425 nucleotides. Its product is annotated as formin-like. The record is from RefSeq and is a predicted model, not a curated record. The transcript has a single exon. NCBI's taxonomy places the organism in Eukaryota, Viridiplantae, Streptophyta, Magnoliopsida, Zingiberales, Zingiberaceae. The coding region runs from base 1 to 1425 and encodes 474 amino acids.
AUGAAUGACCGCUUGAAUCGCGAUGCCUCCUCUCCCUCUCGGCGUAGGGUUCGGCUACCAUCGGAAGAGUCUGACUCAGAUGAUCUGCCGUUAACUCAAAGACUUCGCCACCGAGCCCCUCCUUCGAUGCCAGACUCAGGCCCUUCUGACAUCCUUUCUCCUUCACCUCCGGUUGCAACCACCUCUCCUCCUUCGCCUCCUAUAGCAGCCCAGGCUCCUAUCCCGAGCCAGGCAAAUGUUCCUCCUGAUCCCUCCACAGUUCUGGUUGAGCCUCCCCUAACUCAACCUUCUUUGCCAGCUCAACCUUCUACCUCACGGCAGCCUCAGAGUACCGAGGCCGGCCCAUCGCGUCGUCCUCCCCCAGUUACCUCAUCGCUAGAGCCCCCUACCAUGCCUCCUUCGGCUCCUUCUAUGUCGGCCGCUGGACCUUCUGGAACCGCCGUAGGGCCUUCGCAACCUCCCCCACCUGCCCCUCAAUUUUAUCGUACCACUGCUCCUUCUGAGGUUGGGCUGCAUUCACGAAACGAUGUUUCCACCAGCUUCUUGAUAAUGAAAGGUCGUUUGGCCACCUUAUGGGGAGAAAGUAUGCAUCAGAUGGAAAUCUUACCGCCCCCUGCCCAGAUGAAGAGAUUCUCUGAGCUAUAUAUCAAGGUCAGCUUCCGUAAUUGCUUAUUGCAACUAUUAUCUUCCUCAUUUUUAUCAAAUGUUCUUCCUAUGUCCCAGGCCUGUGCAGAGUCUUUGACAAUAAACCAAUCCUUCCAUGCUGUUAACCAUCAAAAUAAGAUGUUGCAGGACAAGGUUGCCGAACUAGAACUACAAUUGAAUGACCCUGUCCAGGCUAUCCAUGCCCUGAGGGCCGAAAUAAAAGAUCUGACCAAAGAGAGAAACAGUCUGGAAGUAUCCCUAGCGCUGGCCCACCAUGAACUUAAAGGUCUCAAGGAAGAGAAAAGCCAAGUCGAUAUUGUGCACCAGCAGAGCAUGGACCAACAAGCUUUAGAGCAUCAGCGGGCUAUUGAUCAACUGACCCAGAAGCUGAGAGCCGCCGAAACUUUAGCCCAAGAACAUGAAAAGAAAUUAAAAUUCCAAGCAGCCCAACUGACAUCCCAAGCAGCAGAACUAUUGGAUGCCCGAAAUGAACUGGCUCAGACUCGGGCUACUGCAGAUGGAGCAUCGACAUCCCUGGCCCUUUAUAAAGAAGGAGAGAAUGACCGCUGCCAACAGAGCCGCGCUCUGUACCUGCGUUCUCCAGAAUUCUGUACCCAAGCAGGGCAGCGCUUCUCCACCUCUGUUAUUUAUGGUGCGGCCGGGGCUCUGCGUCAACUUUAUGAACAAGACUAUUUGAAGUCAGCUCCUCCUCCUGAAUUUUUAGAUCAUGACCGGAUCCUUAAAGAGAUCCCAGAUGAAAUUUUCGCUCCUUUCAAGUGA